AUGUCGAUAUCCGACGAUGAGGGCUACGGCUCCAGCCAGGCGCCACUGGUCCGGCGCGACGAGGUUGAGCUGCAGCGCAUCUACCGAAAGAUCGACUGGGUCAUCCUGCCGCUCAUGUUCAUGUGCUACUUUCUCGAGUUCCUCGACAAGAUCCUCAUCGGCUACGCCAACGUCAUGGGCCUCGAAAAGGACCUGCACCUCAAGCCCGGCCAGUUCCAGUGGCUGGCGACGGUGCUGUACAUUGGCAUGGCGGCCGCGCAGCUGCCGCAGGGCGCGCUCAUCCAGCGCUACCCCGUCAGCAAGGUGCUCGGCGCCAACGUCUUCUUCUGGGGCGUGCUCGUCUGCUGCAUGGCCGCCGCGCGGGAUUUCGCCGGCAUCGCCGUCCUGCGCACCCUGCUCGGCGUGCUCGAGGCCGUCGUCGCGCCGGCGCUCAUCAUGGUCACGACGCAGUGGUACACGAAGCAGCAGGCCGUGCCGCGCAUGGGGCUCUGGUACAGCGGCAUCGGCUUCGGCCAGAUUGUCGGCGGCCUGAUCUCGUGGGCGGCCCAGCAUGCCAAGAACACGUCAUUUCAGAGCUGGCGCAUCAUGUUUGCGGUCGCCGGCGUCGUCAACGUCGUGACUGGCGUUGCCGUCUUCUUCUUCCUCCCCAAGAACUUGGAAUCGGCCAAGUUUCUCAGCGAAAAGGAAAAGGACAUUGUUCAGCAGAGCCUACUCAUGGACCAGGCCGGCAACGGUCAAAAGGUCUUUCACUGGUCAGGCAUCCGGGAAGCACUGGUCGACAUGCAGGUCCUACUAUUUGUCCUCUUCACCCUGGCCACCGUCAUUCCUUCCGGCUUCAUCACGUCCUUUUCUGCCGUGGUGAUUCGAUCCUUUGACUUUGGCCCGAUGGAAGCGGCCCUACUCAACAUGCCGUCGGGUGCCGUGACCAUCAUCGGUACCACGGUGUCGACAGUCGCAAUUUUGUACAACUUUCCCCGGUGGCUCGGCAUGGUGCUGUUGCUCAUCCCCAGCAUGCUUGGCGCCGGGCUCAUGUCUUUUGCCAAAUCAAAAGGCGCUGCACUCACUGGUGUAUACUUGAUCAACUUGGACAUUGCGCCGCUUGUAUUGCUAUUCAGCAUGGUGGGUGCCAAUGUUCAGGGAUACACGAAGAAGGUCUUUGUGACUGGGGCGGUGUCGUUUGCCAAUGCAUGCGCGUGCAUCAUCGGACCGCAGACAUUUCGACCAGAAGACGCUCCGCAAUAUAUACCGGCCAAGAUUACCGUAUUCUGCGUCACUGGGCUAGGCAUUGUCGUUGCUGUGCUUUUGCGAAUAUUGUAUGGGGUGCGUAAUCGCGGCAAUGCGGCCGCGAGAAGAGCAGCCGUCGAUGCGAUUGCUCGAGGAGAGGCCGAUGCCACAAAGGUUCUGAAUGAGGAAGAGACUGAUCUGAAAAACAACAAAUUUAUAUAUGUGUAUUAA
This is a messenger RNA of Akanthomyces muscarius, 1455 nucleotides long. RefSeq lists its product as uncharacterized. NCBI's taxonomy places the organism in Eukaryota, Fungi, Ascomycota, Sordariomycetes, Hypocreales, Cordycipitaceae. Gene Ontology annotation, cellular component: membrane. Bases 1 to 1455 code for a protein of 484 amino acids. The record is from RefSeq and is a predicted model, not a curated record. Gene Ontology annotation, molecular function: transmembrane transporter activity. Gene Ontology annotation, biological process: transmembrane transport. The transcript has a single exon.